GUUGUCUGAAAGUUCAACAGUUCCAAUGUGUUGACAAUUUGAUUGCAAAGAUUUUAAUAAAUAUUGUCAUGAUAUCGUUCCACUAAUUUGUAUAUCCUUCCUUGUCAUUCUUUUAGCGUUUAUCUUAUCCUCCAAGUGCUCAAAGGUGUUAAGUUCCUGAUAACAGUUCUAAGUUUUUGAGUUUUGUUGAUUAUAAUCAUCUUGUUUUUGUAAUAUUUUAGCUUUUAAAAGUAGUUAUUUACCUCUAGUUAUUAAGAAUAGUUUGCUAAAAUGAAUUUGAUAUCGUUAUUGGUUAUUUUUUUAACAUUAUUUGAAUUAAGUUGUUUUUCUGGUGCAUUACCAUUUGUUAUAACAACGUGGAUGUUUACAAAUGCGACCCAAGCAGCUUGGGAUGCUAUGAACAUUAGAUCAGGAAACGCUUUAGAUGCAGUUGAAGAAGGCUGUCUGGUUUGUGAAAGGGAGCAAUGUGACACUACUGUUGGUUAUGGCGGAAGUCCAGAUGAAACAGGAGAAACUACUCUAGAUGCUAUGAUUUUUGAUGGAGAUUCGAUGGAUAUGGGUGCAGUUGGAGAUUUAAGAAAAAUAAAAUCUGCAAUAUCUGUUGCCAGACAUGUUUUGGAAUAUACUCAACAUUCCUUACUUGUUGGUGAGUCUGCAACAAAUUUUGCAAAAAGCAUGGGAUUUAAAGAAGAAAAUCUCAGCACAAAUGUUUCUAUAGCAAUGUGGUCUGAUUGGAAAAAUAAUAACUGUCAACCUAAUUUUUGGAAAAAUGUUAAGCCAGAUCCCUUAAAAAAUUGUGGACCUUAUACUCCUGAUCGAUAUAGUGGCAGAAAGAAAAGUAUGUUAUUGAACAAUGUUGGCUUUAGUAACCAUGAUACCAUUGGUAUGAUUGCUAUUGAUAUAAAUAAAAAGAUUGCAGCUGGGACUUCGACCAAUGGAGCAAAAAAUAAAAUUCCAGGAAGGGUUGGUGAUGGGCCAAUACCUGGAUCAGGUGCUUAUGCUGAUAGUGCUGUUGGAGCUGCAGUAGAAACGGGUGAUGGAGAUAUUAUGAUGAGAUUUAGUGCAGCAUCUACAAUUGUGGAAAUGAUGAGACAUGGAAUAACACCAAAGAGUGCUGCUACUAAGCUGAUCGGUCGUAUUGCAUCUUAUUAUCCAAAUUUUAGUGGUGCAGUUAUUGCAGUAAAUAAAAAUGGUGAUUUCCAUGCUGCUUGCCAUGGCUUUCCAUUUUUCCCAUUUUCAUUUGCAUCAAAUGAAACAUCUGGUGUGAGGGUUUUAAAAAUCAAGUGCCACUGAAAUUAUAAUUGAUUGAUGUUAUAUAAAGGAAUCCGUUUACUCAAACAAUUGAUUAGUAAACAAAACCAAAUGUCUGUUACUGGAUAUUUUUAAGAAGUAUUGAAUGUCAUAUUGUGGUUCAUUUUAUAAAUUUAUCACUUCAUAUAAUACUGCUAUUUGUUAUUAGAAAAUAAAUUUUAAAAUAUCAGUAAGAAUUUGAAUAUUAUAUCUAAUCAAAUGAA
Nezara viridula (southern green stink bug) is the source of this 1514-nucleotide messenger RNA. The record is from the annotation of a GenBank genome assembly. Lineage: Eukaryota; Metazoa; Arthropoda; Insecta; Hemiptera; Pentatomidae.